UACGGAGGAAUGGCUAAAUUAAACCCUUAAUUUGAAAAAUCACAAACACCAAACCAAAACACUUCCUCUCUCUACAAGAAUUGGAAAGGGGAAAUGGAAGAAGGUAGCAGCAGCGAAGCCAUAUUCGAAUCACUAAAUCUAAGUCCGCGCCUCUUCAUCAAUGAAAUUCUCAAUGUUGUCGACGAUCUGCUCGACGAGGCCUUCGAAUUCUUCCUCCAAGAGGCUUCUGCGCGGUUGAAAACGGAGGGCACCGACAGAGCCGCGGAACUGAGCAAGGGCGUGUCGUACAUUCGGGAUUUGAUUCAAUUGACUCUCGACCAGCGAUUGCAGAAGUGGGAAGAGUAUUGCCUUCGGUUUUGUUUCAGCGUUCCUGAAGGCUUUCUGCUUCCCGAAGCUAAGGACUCACAUGGAGAUGAUUUAGUGGACCUUGAUGCUCUCACUGACACAAACCUGGAUGCACAGUUAAAUUCCUUGCGUGACAGAGUUUCUUCGGUAGGAAAAGAAUCUGCUGAGCUUGAACGAGAACUCCGAGCCUUGGAGAUGCAGUCCUUGUCAAGCAAUCUGACUUCUGGGUCUAUUGAUGAAGCGCUGCAUUUGUACAAGGAACAUGAUUCCACCCAUAUGUUUCAAGAGCUGACGACUGUGGCAUCAGAAUUCCGCUCAAGAUUGGGCAAUCUGAAGAGGAAAAUGGCUGAGGAAACCCAGCACCAUAGAGCAGACAAGCUGAAAGUAAACCAUGAUUAUGUCCUUGGAUUACCUCGUAGCAAAGGUUUUUUUGGUGCUGCAGACCUCAAAGAACUUGAGGAGUAUUUGGAUGAGAUAAAGGCGCCGUAGCCUGUUGCCUGUUACUUUUGCGAGGAUGCAACAAUAAUGUUUGUGUUAAGUUUGGUGUGUUGCAGAUUAAGGGAAGAAGGCAUAUCCAUGUUCUGUUUUUAGUUGAUUAGAUAGAUUUGUGUAAAUAAAUUGCUUGUCAGCAAAUUAGUUAGAUUAUGGUUAGACAAUUAGUGAUAUAAAUACUAAAGCGAUAUUGUAUUUUUGGUAAGUUUUUCUCGGAAUGUAAUUCACUUGAAAAUUUUCAACCAACUCUUUCUUCUGCUUUCUCA
Messenger RNA from Salvia splendens (bonfire salvia), 1103 nucleotides. RefSeq names its product protein MIS12 homolog. Gene Ontology annotation, cellular component: MIS12/MIND type complex; nucleus; chromosome, centromeric region. Bases 94 to 834 code for a protein of 246 amino acids. The transcript has 7 exons. NCBI's taxonomy places the organism in Eukaryota, Viridiplantae, Streptophyta, Magnoliopsida, Lamiales, Lamiaceae. Gene Ontology annotation, biological process: kinetochore assembly; mitotic cell cycle; mitotic sister chromatid segregation. The record is from RefSeq and is a predicted model, not a curated record.